CUCAAGAACCAGCAGUUAUAAUUAUGACAAGAGUGGAUCGAAUAGCCUAAAACGAAGCUCCCUUUUCCUUCUCUAUCUACAAAUUUCUCUGUCCCACCCUCUCUUCCAUCCUCAUAAAAAAUCUUCCUUUUUGGGGAAUGCAGAAUUUUAUAAAAAAUUCACGCCUCCUCUAGUGGUUCCAAUUUUUGGAAGCUUAUUCGCCGGAGACAAAAUGUCGUCUGGAUUUCCCGGCAGCGUUCAGGACCUCUACGGCGGCUCCGACGGAAUCUUAAACGGAAGAUCUGUCCCCAUCAACCACCACAACGUCAGCCUUAUGCAGAGCGGCGUUCACCUUCCCUACGGCUCUCAGAUUUCUGGGAUUGUAUCCGACCCGAUUUAUCAGAUCGCUCAACGGAGGUCCGAUUUGAUCGCGAAGAGAUCCUUCGCGGAGUCUCAGCAGCUGCAGUUUCUCCAGCAACGGCAAGGGGCGUUGGGGCUCUAUCUCCGGAACGUGAAACCCAGAAAUUAUCACCACUCGUCUCCGAUAUCUCCCCUGUCUCCGGUAGAUUUUUCUUCUCUCUCUUCAAAUUCGAAUUCUCCGGUGAUGAACGCCCGGUACGGCGUCCCGGUUCUUCAACAAUUCCGGCCGCAGAAUUUAUCCCUGCCUGUCGGAAACGUGAAUUUCAACGGUAUGUUACAUUCUGAUGCGAUUAACCCGAAUUUUGCUAGCGGGGUGUCUUUUCAAAAUUCCUGCGUCCAAAACAGAGGCGCUUUGGGUUCUGUAACGGUUGGUGGGUUGGAGACGGAGAAGAAGAUGAUGAAUCAGUUACAGGAGCUUGAGAAACAGCUUUUGGAUGAUAACGAUGAGGAGGAAGCCAAUACCGUCGUCUCCGCCGUGACAAAUAGUGAGUGGUCGGAGACUAUACAGAGUCUGAUUCGUCCAACCCAGGCCCAUGGGCAGACUGAGUGCCCGAAUAUGAAUCACAAACAGCCGAUUUCGCCGGCUACCUCGUCCUCGACGUCGUCAUGUGCUUCAUCCAUGGAGUCGCCGGCGGUGACUUGCCCAAAGCUGGCCAUAUCGGAGGCGGCAACGGCGGUAUCCGAAGGAAAGCUCGAGGUUGCGUCAGAGAUUCUCACGCGCCUUGCUGUGGUGGCGAACGUGAAGGGCACCGCCGAACAGAGACUAACGGCUUACAUGGCUUCCGCCCUGCGAUCGCGCGUGAACCCGGUGGAAUUUCCGCCCCCUGUAAUGGACCUGAUUAGCACUGAGCAGGAGUUCUCCACUCAAAAGCUCUACGAAUUUUCGCCCUGCUUCAAGCUGGGUUUCAUGGCGGCCAACCUCGCCAUCCUGGAAGCUGUCCCGGAGAAGAGACUCUGUAAGAUCCACGUCGUUGAUUUCGACAUCGGCGAAGGCGGGCAGUACUUGCAUUUGCUCUACGCUCUCGCCGCCAGGAAAACAGAGCUCCCGCCGGUGUUAAAGAUCACGACGGUCACGGACGCCGCCGGCCGUUUCGACAAAAAAUUCAGGGAUUUCGAGGACCGGCUCCAGAACAAGGCGCACUCCCUCGGCUUGAGCUUGACCGUCAACAUUGUUUCCUGCUCAAUCAACGAGCUGAGCCGGGAACGGCUCGGCGUGGAACCGGACGAGGCUCUGGUCGUGAACUUCGCUUUCAAACUGUACAAACUCCCCGACGAGAGCGUGACGACGGAGAAUCUGCGGGACACGCUCCUGAGGCGCGUGAAGGGGCUAUCCCCGGACGUGGUUUCGGUUGUGGAGCAGGAGCUGAACGGGAACACGGCUCCAUUCGCGGCGCGCGUGAACGAGGCGUGUGGGUACUACGCGGCACUGUUUGACUCGCUGGACGCCACCGUUCCGAGGGACAGCAUCGACCGAGUCAGAAUCGAGGAGGGACUGGGUCGCAAAAUGGCGAACUCGGUGGCUUGCGAGGGGAGGGACCGGGUUGAAAGAUGCGAAGUGUUGGGUAAGUGGGGAGCCCGUUUGGGCAUGGCCGGGUUUAACUCGGUGCCGAUGAGUCAACACGUCGGUAACUCGCUCCGGUCCAAGCUCAACUCGGGGACACGUGGCAACCCGGGAUUCACCAUAAGUGAGCAAGCCGGCGGAGGAAUCGGGUUUGGGUGGAUGGGACGGAUACUCGCCGUCGCAUCUGCUUGGCGUUAACCCAUACUUUUAUUGUUCGGCUUCCAAACAAAUAGUUGUUGUAUUAUUAGCCUUUAAUUAAUUUAAUAAAUAUAUAUACUGAGUGUCCUAGUAAUUUUCUUUUUAUGAUUUUCUGUCUCUUUUUAAGUUGUACCAAGUUUUAUUUUUAUCUUUCAGUUCCUAUUAUUAGUUGCUAUUAAGGAAUUUAAUUAAUGGAAUUUGGCCCAGCCUAACGAAUUAAGAAUAUACUCUAGCUAGUGGAGCGUUUCAAAUUUCAC
Messenger RNA from Cuscuta epithymum, 2415 nucleotides. The record is from the annotation of a GenBank genome assembly. Lineage: Eukaryota; Viridiplantae; Streptophyta; Magnoliopsida; Solanales; Convolvulaceae.